Molecule: messenger RNA, 420 nt
Organism: Funneliformis geosporum
Lineage: Eukaryota; Fungi; Glomeromycota; Glomeromycetes; Glomerales; Glomeraceae
Source: the annotation of a GenBank genome assembly
AUGAAUGCCUUAGAUAAGUUCAAACAAGUUAGCAAACAAGACCUUCAUCGCUUUUUAGCUAGCGACCACCGCGACUUCAAUGUUUUAAGCAUCUCUUUCAAACAAAUAUUAAGCACUCAACGCACGAGCGUAAUAUUAUCUAAAAAUAGUGCUAAAAGUUUUUAUUUAAAAGACAAAAAUCGCGAACAACCAAAACUUCCACCAACCGAACCCCAAAAACUCCCUAGCGAUUGCCGUAAAGAUGCCCAAAACUGCUCCUAUUUUGCCUUAUUUUCCAGCAAAGAAAAACGCUUACACACCCUUUUUAAAGACAAAAUAGAAGCUAACUUUGAAGGAACCGCGGAAACCCGUCCACUUUUGUUCUUAACUCUAACUUUUAACACUACUCGCCAAGACUUAGCGGCUUUUACUACUAACUGA